GAAAUGGUGGAUGGAGGGGGGUGAAGGAGGAUGACUAGACUGCAGUGUGAUGUUAAAAGUGAAAGUGAAAGUGGUGCUGAUGCUGAUGCUGAGGGUCUGUCGUGGUCCUGUCCUCAUCUCUCGUCUGGUCCCUAUUUAAACCUCCUGUUAGUCCCUGUGAAUCCAGGUUAGAGUAGAUCCUGGUCCUGGUAGAUCCUGGUCCUGGUGCAUCCUGGUCUGAGUAGAUCCUGAUCCUGGUAGAUUCUUAUCCUGGUGUAUCCUGAUCCCAAUAGACCCUGGUAGACCCUGGUAGAUUCUGGUUCUGCUCCAUAAGAUGAAGUCUUUCCUGUCCAGUCAGAGGCGUCUAAGUCACUCAGGAGGUGCAGAGGCCGAAGAGGACAGAGCACAGACAAGGAAGAUGAAGCUGCCAAAGUUGAAGUUCCCUGGAAAGAAAAAGAACCAACAGAACAUCUCUCCAGAUGGGGGAUUGAUCGUUGAGGAGGUGCAGGAAGAUCAGGAGCAGUUGGAGAGCAUCAGCAGGAGGCUGAUCAUGAGGGAGGAGCAGCUGUUUGGUCAAGACUCCCAUAGUGAGGAGGAUGAGGACCAGCUCCACAAGGACCUGGAGGCCCUGUGGCUGCAGAUCCAAAUGGCCGUACACAACACCUUCACCUCCUCCACAGGGGAUCUGGAGGUCCUGAGGAGCGCCGUGGCCUCCAUCCAGCAGCAGGAGAAGCAGGACCAACGGUGGGCCGGCUGCCCAGAGGACCAGGUACCUGUUUGGCGUCCUCAGAAGUGUCUCCGUAAUCACAACAUACUGCUACAGAAGGUGGUCCAGUCCAGACUGAAGAAGGCUGUGGAGGAGCUUGCAGAUGAAACCAAUGGUCUGUCCUCAGCUCUGAAGAAGGAGGUGUGUAGGAUGGGAAGCGCCCUGAGAGACCUACUGACCGUGGAGAGGACAGUGAAGGACUGCUACCCCCCAGAGAUGGACAUCCUGAAUGUUUACGCCGGUCUAUACCAGCACAGCUUCUCCACUAGGCUGAAGGACCUCGCUGGCUCUGGGGUGGACGUUAAGGACUGCAGCUACUUGCUGUUCUGGACCAACCACUACUACCCAAAUGAGGUGCUCAAACAUAAGGAUCUGGAUGGAAAGAUAAAGACCUCCUGUCUGGGUCCUCUAUUGCCCCAGGACGACCUGAACCGCCUAGAGGACCAGUGUCUGACCCACAGUGAGACCAGAGUGGAGAUGUGGCUUCAAACAGCGCUGAAGAAAGAAGAAGAGAUGUGGCUGAGUGGCGGAGAACCUGAGUUCAUCGACACCUAUUGCUUCAGUCCAUUGGCGCUGGACGUCAUCCAGAUGAUCAACAGUGUCCUCACUGACCUCAGUUGUGUCGUCUCAGACCAGGCCGAAACUGGACGCAUCACUACUCACCUAGAGAGCUUCCUCAGCAGCUAUAGGAAAGCGGUGGAGGACUUUGUGAAGGGUGACCAUGGUAAUGUCAGCUCUGUGAUCAAAGCCCAGCUGGUGUGUGAGGAGCAGCUCAGGGAUUACAUCACCAACCAAAUAGGAAGUCUGUCAGAGCAGCAGAGACAGCGCUGUCUGGACACCCUGUCUGCGCUGAGGGAUUGUGGGUACAGUUGUUUGACGUGUCCCUUUCACAGUCAAAAGAAGCAGUAUUGCUCUCAGCUGUGGACCCCUGCCUGGUUGGACGGUUCACUUCCUGUCAUUGACUGUCUGCUGGAUUCAGUGAACCUGAGAGAUUUGAAGAAUCUGAAGCUCACCUGUAGACAGUGGGUCCUUUCUGUCCUCUAUCAGGACCUGGUUCAUUACUACAUGAAGAAGAUCUUGAGGAGCAGGAGGAAGAGCAGAGAGCAGCAGGUGGAAGGGGCUCAGAGGAUCAGGGAUGACGCCCGUAAAAUGGAUGAGUUCUUUACAGACCAGGGCUGUACGGACUCAUCGUGGCUUACUCAGGUUCUUAACAGCGUUGCAGAGAUUCUCCAUCUGCAGGAUCCUGGAAGUGUCCACCUGGAGAUGAUUAGUUUGUCCAGGAGCUUCCCUGAUCUCAGUGAGGCUCACAUGUCGGCCCUCCUCCUCCUGAAAACUGGCCUAUCAGCAGCUGAUGUUCGCUCCAUUAAGGCAAGUGUGCAGGAGAACCGCCCCCUAGACUUCUCCACCAAUCAGAGCCCUGCGUUCUUCUCCAAGGUGAAGGUGAAGUCAAUGAAGUCAAUGAGUAAUAAGAUUGUUCAGAUCCUGAAGAGCUGAGGAGCUGCAACGUGUUGGCAGGAAAACACAGACACCCUGCACGGUGAUUAGUCGACAAGUAUUAGAAACAGUCACUAAUGGCCUGCAUGCGUUUGAGUUUAAAAUGAGCAGUCGUAUAAGUUGUAUGUUCAUGCAAAUGGUAAUGUGACGCUGCCUAUGGGUUCAUCUGAUCAGCACAAUGAAACUAUCGGCCGAUCAGACUAUAAUCAAUACAUUGUCCUGAUGAAAAUAUGUCUCUGUCACAUGAUCAGGGUCAAUAAAACGUGCAUCAGUAUGUUUUGAUCUUUUUUUUUUUUUUACACAGGAUUCAUGAUACAACAGUGUUGAUAAAUAAAACAUUACAACCAGAGGGGACGAUUUUCUGAUAACAAAACAAAACAGUAAAGUCACACAUUCUGCAAAUUAUGAAGUCAUAAAUGUACAAGACACCAACACUGCUCUGGAAGAUUCAAGUCAUUAAUAUACAAGAUGAAAUCUGGAAUAUUCUGUGAGAUUCUGAAAUCAAAUCUGUAAGAAAAAACUUAAAGCCACAAAUUAAUUCAUGCAAAAUAUCUUGUUUAUUCUCUGA
Sphaeramia orbicularis (orbiculate cardinalfish) is the source of this 2807-nucleotide messenger RNA. It is a transcript of the gene tnfaip2a, whose product is annotated as tumor necrosis factor, alpha-induced protein 2a. Gene Ontology annotation, cellular component: exocyst. Gene Ontology annotation, biological process: exocyst localization; exocytosis. Gene Ontology annotation, molecular function: SNARE binding. NCBI's taxonomy places the organism in Eukaryota, Metazoa, Chordata, Actinopteri, Kurtiformes, Apogonidae. The record is from RefSeq and is a predicted model, not a curated record.